GCGGAUUAGAGGCUCGUUAUCCUCUUAGCUCUAAAUGGCCCCACGUUCCUGCACUUCGCUGUCGAGCUCAUCUGCCGUCUAAGACGCGGACCGGGUUCAUGACACGAAAGCGAGAUUCAUGCGUAAAAAUGAUCGUGCCCACCAUUCAGUUGUUUUAGUGGUUGCGCAUUACGCGCGAAUCCCCCUCCAUCGUCUGUCAGCGCGCCUGUUGGGACGCAGUGGCUCUCUGACCGUCCGUUAAUGUGUCUAUGUGUCCAACCCACUGAUCUUUUGCAGACUGUAAUCUUAUCAGUGUCAAACCGUAGCUGCCCUCGUCUUCGGAUGCCAUUUGGAAUAUUUUUUAUCAGAGAAAACUUUUUAUCACCAAAGGGGUUAGCUACAUUUACAGUCACUGGCGCGUUUGAAUGUGUGAUAAAAUGAUCAUUUGACUCUUUUAAACUUUGGACCAGAAGAAGACAUGGAAUCUACAUGUAAAGAAAGGAGUCUUUUAUACUUACUUCUCUUUGCAAUAUGCACAGCCAGCGUUUGCUUUUGUGCAAGAAGAUCAAAUGCUCGGAGAUCUGAUCGUCUGAGUCCUCCGCUAGACAUCCAGCUGGAGACAGUCAACUGCACCGCCUUUAGUGUACGAUGGAAGAUGCCCCGGCGACAUGUUAGCACCAUCACUGGAUACAAGGUCUUCUACACAGAGAUGAGGAAUGGCCGUCCAAUGGGUACAGCGUCUUUGAUGGAGGUGCCUCUCAGCUUGGACAUGCUGACCACUGGGCAAUUUGAUGGACAAGCAAGCUUUGAUGUUGACAUUGGUAACCUCAAAGUGAACUCUAAGUACAGAGUCACUGUUGGAGCGUAUGGUUGGGCAGGGGAGGGAAGACCCAGCAUGCCCAGAGACAUCGGCACUGCCUCACAUGACAUGUGCAUGCCCCCAUCGCCCCCCAGUCAGCCUGUUGUCAUGGCUGUGUCUGACACAGAGCUGGCGUUGUCAUGGCAGCAAGGAGAGAGCGAGGGAAGUGCACCUGUCCUUCACUUCCUGGUGGCUUACAUCAGGCCAGAAAUGGACACGGAGUGGACAUACAUCCGUGAGCCCAUUGAGACUAACUCCAUGGUUUUGAAGGGGUUAUUACCGGAAACAGAGUACCAGUUUAUUGUCAGGGCCGCCAACAUGCACGGAGUUAGCCCACCCAGCCACAUCAACAGCCCCGUGCGCACUCUCGGUGCAUCAGACGUUAGCAGUGGUGAUUAUGGCCGUUACAUCACAGAUUCAAGGAUCAAAGAUGAAGAUGGGUUCGACAUUGAUGACUCUGAUUAUGAUGUCUUUAUUGAAGAGUUGAAGCCAUUCCCAGCUAUCAAUCAGGACAACAGGAAGUCUCAGCUCCGUUCACGCCCUGAUCCGCCAUCGGGUCGCAACGUUGUUUACCGCAUGAACACCAUCGCUCCUCCCAACGUUACUGCCCCUCCAGCUUCCUCCACCACCUCGUCCGUCUUCCCAGAUUUCACAGAUCUGAUUUUCUCAACCAGCUCAAAACCCAGUACCACUAUUGAUACCACAACUACUGCCCCACUGACCACUACCAGCGUCACUUUGCCCACCACCACUACCACGCCAACCAUGUCCCCCUGGAAAGGUGAGGUACCUCGUGUGUACGACCUGAUCUGCGAUGAUACUGUGUGCCCCCCCGACAGCUUCUGUCUCAGCGACUUCGACGGUAGAGGCUCACGCUGCCACUGUAACCUCGGACGAAGAGGGGACACUUGCUCUGAGGUGGUAUCUGUGAACUUUCCGAGGUUCUUUGGCUACUCUCACAUGACCUUUGAACCCUUGAAGAACUCUUUCCAGACCUUUCAGAUCUCUUUCGAGUUCAAGGCAGACUCUGAGGACGGCUUGUUGCUGUACUGUGGAGAGAACGAACACGGCCGCGGAGACUUUACCUCUUUGGCUCUGGUGCGAGGCAAGCUUCACUACAGGUUUAACUGUGGUACAGGAGCAGCCCAGAUAUUCAGUGAGAGUCGCGUUGUUAUCGGUCAGUGGCACAUGGUCACCGUCUUCAGAGACGGCAUGAGCGGCUGGCUGCGUAUGGACAACGACACCCCCGUAUCUGGCCGCUCGCAGGGCCAGUACAGUAAGAUCACUUUCCGCUCGCCGCUGUAUGUGGGUGGAUCCCCGAGUGCUUAUUGGCUGGUCAGGGCCACAGGGACAAAUCGUGGCUUUCUUGGCUGCAUUCAGAGUCUGACCAUCAACAACAAGGCAACUGACAUCAGACCUUGGCCUCUGGGCAGAGCUCUGAGUGGAGCUGAUAUAGGUGAGUGCAGUGACAGCGCCUGUGACCUGGUCAGCUGCGCCAAUGGCGCAGUCUGCUUUGCAAACCGUGCCGAUGGCUUCAUCUGUCUGUGCCAGCUCGGCUUCAGGGGAGCACUUUGUGAAGAGACUUUCUCCCUGUCCUCGCCUCUCUUCAAUGAGACCGUGUUAUCGUACGCUGUCAUCCCUUGGCCUCAGUCCUCUCAGAGCUAUCUGUCCUUCAUGGAGUUUGAGUUGACGUUUCGUCCGUUGAUUUCCGACGGGACGCUGCUGUACAGUGAUGACGCAGGCAGCGGAGACUUCCUGGCUAUCAACCUCGUGGACGGAUACAUAGAGUUCAGAUUUGACUGUGGCUCUGGAGGAUCUACAAUCAGGAGUGAUGAGAAGAUCAGUCUGGACACAUGGCAUGAGCUGAGGGUGUCUCGCACAGCAAAGAGUGGUAUCCUUCAGGUGGAUAGUCAGAGGCCAAUGGAAGGAAUCGCUGAGGGAGCUUUCACUCAGAUCAACUGCAGCUCACCUCUUUAUAUCGGCGGAGUACCAGAAUAUGAUAAAACCAAGAGGACAGCAGGUGUGAUAAAGCCCUUCACGGGCAUUAUUCAGAAGCUGAUACUCAACGACUGCACCAUCCCAAUAACAACUGGCUCUGCUGGUGGAGUUAAUGUAGCAAAUUCAGCUCACCCAUGUGUGGAAAGUCCCUGUGCCAAUGGAGGGUCCUGCAGGCCAAAGUGGGACAGCUAUGAAUGUGACUGCCCUCUAGGGUAUGAUGGGAGGCACUGCCAGAAAGAGUGUGGGAAUUACUGUUUGAACACUGUGACUGAAGCCAUUGAGAUCCCGCAGUUCAUUGGCCGAAGUUACCUGACAUAUGACAACAGAGAUAUCCUGAAAAGGGCGUCUGGGUCGAGGACCAAUCUUUUCAUGCGUUUUAAGAGCACGGCCAAGGAUGGCCUGCUGCUAUGGCGAGGAGACAGUCCGAUGAGACCCAACAGUGACUUCCUGUCUAUGGGGCUUCAGGAUGGUGCACUAAUCUUCAGUUAUAACCUGGGCAGCGGUACGGCUAACAUCGCUGUCAACGGGACCUUCACCGAUGGAAAGUGGCACAGAGUCAAAGCUGUGAGGGAUGGACAGUCAGGGAAGCUGACAGUGGAUGACUAUGGAGCAAAAACAGGCAGGUCACCUGGAAAGAUGAGACAACUCAAUAUCAAUGGACCGUUAUAUGUUGGUGGCAUGAAAGAGAUAGCUCUUCACACAAACAGACAGUACAUGGGAGGCUUGGUGGGCUGCGUGUCCCACUUCACACUCUCCACCGAUUAUCACUUGGCACUGGUGGAGGACGCUGCUGACGGCAAGAACAUCAACACCUGCUCCAACUAACACAUGGCGUAAACGCGUAAAAGUGCGCUUUCAGCAACAUUUUCAGCUGGAGCGAACACCUUGACCGGCUGAUUUGUCAUCUUGAAACUGACUAAAACAAUAACAUAUUGGCCUUCCUAUUCAGGGCUGACGUGGUACAAAGUCAAAGUGCGAAAAGACUAACAACAAGGUUACUUUGACUCACAAGAAGAUUAAAGAGGCUCCUGUGUGCAAAGUUUUCAAACCAACUUAAACCUGCCAUGUUGUACGUUUUUAUUGAUGAAUAGCUCUUUUGAAACAUGGCAACUGCAAAAUAAAAAUAAAUAACACCAGAGGCAAAGCACAAGUACUCUGUGAGCUUUAGCAUAAUCGGUAAUGAAGGUCUUUGAAGGACAAUUUUUUUUUGUUUUUAUGGGAUGAUUCUAAUCGUAUGUUUAUUUUUUUUCUACUGUAAAUCCUUAUUUGAUUGCUGGAAGAACCAAGUAAUCCGAGGGAUCAGGAGUCAUCACAAGUUUUUCAUGAUCCUGACCUAGAGCAGCUAGCAGAGAUAAACGUCUUUGUAGAGGAUUUAGUUUGUUGGCCCUAGAGGAUUUGAGGAUCUGUUGUUUUUGUUGCACUCGUAUUAUUGUUCGUGAUGUUUUAUCAGUCUGUAGACUACAUUUAUUUCUGUAAAGUCUAGUUUUGAAGGGUGAAGAGAUGUGAGCUGCACACAACAUUUAUUUCUGUAUACACUCUCUUUUUAGUUUACAUGCUCCUUUGCUAGGAACUCUCAGAUACUAGUCACAUGAAAGCCUGAUGUUGACGCGGGGAGGCAGCCGAAAUCCUGGAGAAAUUGUGCAUGACUGUUAAAUCAUCUGACACAAACCACCGCCCUGUGGACGUCAGUCUUCAAGUUGAGCUUUUGUUGUCA
Molecule: messenger RNA, 4550 nt
Organism: Anarrhichthys ocellatus (wolf-eel)
Lineage: Eukaryota; Metazoa; Chordata; Actinopteri; Perciformes; Anarhichadidae
Gene: egflam
Product: EGF-like, fibronectin type III and laminin G domains
Exons: 25
Coding region: 458-3661 (1067 amino acids)
Molecular function (GO): calcium ion binding; protein binding
Source: RefSeq, a predicted model, not a curated record